Messenger RNA from Purpureocillium lilacinum, 1941 nucleotides. RefSeq lists its product as uncharacterized. Gene Ontology annotation, molecular function: hydrolase activity, acting on ester bonds. The record is from RefSeq and is a predicted model, not a curated record. NCBI's taxonomy places the organism in Eukaryota, Fungi, Ascomycota, Sordariomycetes, Hypocreales, Ophiocordycipitaceae.
AUGUGGUAUUCUGCGCUAGGUGUUUCCCUACUGGCCUCGGCUGCCACCGUGCACGCCGGGUCUCUGAAGGACAUUAAGCACAUUAUCCUCUUCAUGCAGGAGAAUCGAUCCUUUGACCACUACUUUGGCACCAUGCCUGGUACGAGGAACUUUGGCGAUCCCAACGUCCACAUGAACGAUGGCGUGCCUGUAUGGAAGCAAAAGAUCAAGACCCCGCAGAAUGGAGUCAGUUACAUGACUCCCUGGCACAUAAACUACCUCGGUGGUGACUGGCCGGAAGCAACCCAGUGCAUGGGUGGCGGCUCCAACGGCUGGGAGGCCAUGCACGGUGCUUGGAACAAUGGAAAGGGCGAUGGGUGGGCUCUCUACGAUACUGACUAUAGUAUGGGCUAUUACACGCAGCGGGAUGUCCAGACGCACUGGGACAUUGCAAAUGGCUGGACCAUCAUGGACAACUCGCACCAGAGCGUGCUCGGUGUCACAGACCCCAAUCGCAUCAUGUGGAUGAGCGGCUCGGUCAAUGCAAAAGGCUCGCCCACAAAUCCCAAUGGCGAAGACGGCAACAUUCUCUCCAACCGCGCUAGCCCUGGAUGCGACCGACCCAAGGUCAACUGUUUUCCCUUUGUACACAAGACGGUUCCAGAGCACCUCGAGGAAGCAGGGAUCACUUGGCGCGUCUGGCAGGAUUUCGACAACUUUGAGGAUAACAUGCUGGCCUACUUCAAGCAGUACCAGGAUGCUCCUAGUGGUAAUGUGCUUCGCGAUAACGGCAUCUCUUUUCCCGGUUUGCAAGCCUUUUACGACGCAUGUGCCAAUGGUACUCUGCCCCAGGUUAGCUGGAUUGUUGGCCCAGCUGAGCAGACGGAGCACGCCCCCAACAUGCCCAUCGACGGCGCCUGGCUGCAUAAGAACAUUGUCGACGCCGUUAUGCAUAGUCCUGUAUACAACGAAACGGCUCUCAUCAUUAGCUACGACGAGCAAGGUGGCUGGGCUGAUCACGUCAUCCCUCCCGUCGCGCCUAGUGAUGCUGCCGGCGAGUGGAUUGAGGACCCCUUUAAUCCGGCCAACGGUGUUGUGCCCAUUGGCCCUGGCCCUCGUGUACCUCGCUUUAUCGUCUCUCCUUGGACGCGUGGCGGCCACGUCUUUACGGAGACUGGCGAUCACACCUCGGACAUCAUGUUUCUUGAGGCUUGGGCCGCAGCAAACGGCUACAAUCUGAGUGCAUCCGGCAUAACACCCUGGCGCCGCGAGCACAUGACUGACAUGGUCAACGCCUUUGACUUUGAGAAUCCCGACUACUCGUUGCCUCAUCUUACCCCUGUCCGUACCCCUGAAGCUCGCCCGGACAACAACUGGAGCGGCAACCUGUCACUGGGCUCCUUAUCCGGCCCUUGGGUUGGACCAGCUAAGUGUCAAAAGGGGUUUGCCCAUGGCAACUAUCCCACCAUCCCCUAUGGCGAAGAAAACGCCGGGCAGAACAUGGCCUCGCUCGUCGAGGACGGUUAUAAGCUUGUACGGGGAGCCAUCACUGAGGGUCGCUUCGUCACAAUCGAGAGCGACGGGUUGGCCCUGGCACGCAAUCGUAGAGCCAGGGUUCUCGGCGUCCAAGCGUUCGAGAAGCACGACCAGAUCAAACAACGCUGGAUCCUCCACAGCGCCGACGGCAAUCGAUUUGGAAACAGCUACUACCUCCAGUCCGCCGUCGACAAUAUGUACAUUGCCGGCGAUGGCGGCCUUACCAAGGACAGCAAGAUGGCACAAGCAUUCAUCUUUGCCUACACUGCUGCUGGAUCGACAUAUACUCUGAGCAUCGGGGACGGGAAGUACCUCAGUUUCACUAAAAAGGACAAGGUCAACAAGACGUGCCGCGAUGUCGGCAAGGUAACGUUUAGUAACAAGGCCACCAACUUUCAAGUCUUUGGGGUCAACUACCGCUCUUGA